AUGUUGCAGUGUGCCCGACGGCACCAGCCGUCAGAUGGCGAGGAGCAGGUCCAGAUCGUUAUUUUUGACUGCGGCCUGCAUGACCCUUGCACCGAACUUAUUUUUGUGACCAUCAACCAAAGGACGAAAAGAAUUUGCUCCACGAAAGAAAUAGGAGGCGUUUUUGAAACAUCUGCGUUUGCGGAAUUGAAGAACAUGUUGUCGCCACAGUUCCAGCUUGAAAACAUAAUCGACUCAGCUUCCGUAGCUCCAGCACCUUUAGCGAUGACCACGAAAGCAGCGGAAAUAAUUUUGGGCACCUUCGGGGGAAUCCUAGGACUCAUGUGUAUAAUCGGUGUCACCGUGUUGUGUUACUACUGGAACAGGUAG
Messenger RNA from Soboliphyme baturini, 369 nucleotides. Lineage: Eukaryota; Metazoa; Nematoda; Enoplea; Dioctophymatida; Soboliphymatidae. The record is from the annotation of a GenBank genome assembly.